This is a messenger RNA of Plasmopara halstedii, 156 nucleotides long. RefSeq lists its product as uncharacterized. NCBI's taxonomy places the organism in Eukaryota, Oomycota, Peronosporomycetes, Peronosporales, Peronosporaceae. The record is from RefSeq and is a predicted model, not a curated record. The transcript has 2 exons. Bases 1 to 156 code for a protein of 51 amino acids.
AUGGCCAAACGUAUCCGGAUUUCAAACCACGUUGAUGUACAUGUGAACGAGAAAGAGACUUUUUCCGAUUUUGGCUAUGAAACGUUCGGAUGCUCAGCACUAGUGGCUCCACCAUUGGGUGCUCGGAUGGAAAGCGACUCACCAGCGAAAUCCUAA